Messenger RNA from Scophthalmus maximus (turbot), 7103 nucleotides. RefSeq names its product HEAT repeat containing 1 (gene heatr1). Gene Ontology annotation, molecular function: snoRNA binding. Gene Ontology annotation, cellular component: small-subunit processome; 90S preribosome; t-UTP complex. The transcript is spliced from 44 exons. Lineage: Eukaryota; Metazoa; Chordata; Actinopteri; Pleuronectiformes; Scophthalmidae. Gene Ontology annotation, biological process: positive regulation of transcription by RNA polymerase I; maturation of SSU-rRNA from tricistronic rRNA transcript (SSU-rRNA, 5.8S rRNA, LSU-rRNA). Bases 542 to 6985 code for a protein of 2147 amino acids. The record is from RefSeq and is a predicted model, not a curated record.
ACGGGCAGCGGAGCUCCGCACGCGCCGCUCCUACUCACCGAGCCGCCGGUUAACGUCAAACUGCAGUUCCUGACGGAGCUCGUGCUAACGGCACCUUCCGGUCUGUUUUCACUCGCCGGUCAGUCCCGUUAUGGUUCAGUCUCAUUAGUUUCACUCACAACUGUUACAGGUGCGAGUCUUCUACACGUCUACUGACCGUCUACUGACCAGCCAACAACGAGGUCGCUGCGACGCAGGUUUUAUAGUGACGGUGUUGAUUAGCGCCUCCGUGUGGCGAGAGGAGUGAACAACGGAAACAAAGAUCGUAGAUGGAUGUACAGAUGUAUCACACCCUCUUAUAGCUACAGGCCACGUGACUCAGAUCACGUGUGACACGCUCCUCGUCAGUUUGUUUCUCAGUGAAGACGGAAGUGAGUGGGAGUGAACCAUCUCAUCGCAAAGAGUAAAUCCGCCGUGAACCGGAAGUAGAAUCGUCGGAACGAGGUCGUUUCAUCCGCCAACAACGUGUUUGAAGAGAAACCAGCGAACAGAACCCAUAGCCAUGACGUCAUUGGCCCACCAGCUGAAGAGGCUGGCACUGCCUCAGAGCGAUGCCGCCUUGCUGACCCGCAAAGACAUCGCCUCGCUGCUCUUCGACCCCAAAGAUGCCGCUUCCAUGGAUAGAAGCACCUUUUACGCCCUCGGCUGCACAGGAUUGGAGGAGCUGCUGGGAAUCGAACCGGCGUUCCAGGAGUUCCAGGACACUCUGUUCAGCCGGGCCUCGCUGACACUGGAGCGCAGCGUCCAGUCCAAAGAGGUCAACGAGAAGCUGGAUGCCGGCAUCUCGCUCUUCCUCGUCCGCCUCUCCCCAUACUUCCUCCUCAAACCAGCUCACAAGUGCAUUGAGUGGCUGGUCCACCGCUUCCACGUGCAGCUGUACAACGUCGACAGCCUGCUGGCGUGCGCACUGCCGUACCACGACACCAACGUGUUCGUCCGAGUCCUGCAGCUGCUCCGGAUCAAAGACCCCACCAACCGCUGGAACUGGCUGCACUGCCUGCAGAAACCAGGUGUGCCGCUGUCCAGAGGAGCUCUGAUCGCUCACUGCUACUCAGACCUGAGCUUUAUGGACUUCGUCUGCACUAUGGUGACCAAGUCCGUCCAGGCGUACUCGGGACACUCUGGAAGUUGCUCCCAGCUCAGGGUCAUCUUCUCCUUCUACGCCUCCACCAUUGUCCCGGCUCUGGACGCCGUGGACAAAGUGUCGGACACCAUCAUUUCCAAGUUGCUGCCGUUCGUCCAGCAGGGCUUUAAGUCGCCGCUGAGCGACUACAAGGCUGCGACCUACAUGAUCGUGUGCCAGCUGGCGGUGAAGGUGGUGAUGGAGGCGAGUCUGGUCAACAGCCUCGCCACUCACAUCAGCAAGUCUCUGGUCAAGGAGCCAGUUCUGGCCCAGGAGGGUCUGGGCUGCCUCAUCGUGCUGCUGCAGAACCAGAGGGGCGGAGCCUGCGGAGCCAGAGCGUUCAGCCAGCUGUGCUCGAUGCCAGAGCUGGUCUCCACGCUGCAGGUCAUCGCGGCGGCUCAUGAUGUCACUCCUCUGCUGCGUCACCUGCUGCCUCAUCUGAUCUGCCAGGUGUUCGCCGGCAGCUCAGGUGAGAACAGGGACCUCGGGUCACGUGACGUCCCCACGGAGCCGGACGAGCUCGCUGUCCUGGAGUCGGUCCUGAAGGCGGUGCCUCUCCCAACGGGCCUGGACCAAACCGUGGCUCGUUUGCUGCUGGACGAGUAUCUGAGUCAGACCGAGCUCUCGGCCGAAAACCUCUCCACCCUCGACCAGCGUCUGCUGCCUCUGGUCCGACUGUUUGAGUCCAGAUACUGCGGCGCACUCGACGGCGUCCUCGCAGGUCACGUGACCGACCUCCGCAGCCCCGAGCAGAAACAUCUGUUCCACCAGUUUCUUUCUCUGUCACUGAGCAGUGGAAAGUACCAGAUUCUGGGCGACUCGGACACGUCGCUGCUCCUCAGUCUGAAACACCCGCAGCCGUCGGUGCGAGUCUCGGCCGUGAAUCACCUGAUGAGCCUCGUCACGUCUGGACAGAGUCUGGACGAGGUCUUCCUGAAGGACGCAGUCAUGGAUCGCGUGAAGGACGACGUGCCAGAGGUGGUGGCCGCUGCCCUUGGGAUGGUGGAGGUGAUGUUCGACCGUUUCGACCCUGAAGACGUUGCGUCCUGUUUACUGUCGCUGCUGCUCAGAGUCGACCUGUCGGUGGCUGAGCACUGGCUGCCGGUGAUGACGCAGGCGGUGUGUUUACUGUCUGACCCUCGGCUGGGAAAGGGCGACGCCGAGCAGCAGCAGAGGACGGGCUGGAGGCUGCUGCCCUUCCUGGUGAUCGGCGGCGUGCGGCCGGACUCGGCCCAGCGCCGCCUCGCCGCCUGCGUCGCCCGCUCCCCUGUCCUCGCCCAGCACCCGCUCACCUUCAACUGGGCCGAAGAGAUGGACGAGCUGACGAAGAGACACUCCGAACACGGAUUCGUCGGUUUGGCCAACGAGCGUCUGGCCUCCACGUUGACCAGGAACCUGGCGAACAUGGAACAUUUCUCCAGACGCGACGCCGUGGAGAAGCUGCUUGUCCUGGUGGAGGAGCAGCGGAGCUCCGGCCCGAGGACCAGGACGUCCUUCCUGGUUCUGACUCGGACGCUGCUGCUCGGCCUGGGGGGGCUGAGCGAGACCCAGCACCUGCUCUACGCCCAGAGGCUCUUCGCGCUGCUGGAACGCCCCCUGUUGGAGGUUGUCGCCGGGGACGACCAUGUCCAGGAAGUGGAGCGUCCCGUGUCCUUCUGCGACACCCUGACGGUCUACCUGAGCAGGUGUGAGCGGCGGGCGGGCGAGCGGCUUGACGCCGAGUUCGGUUUCGUUCUCUUUGCUCUGCUCGGAGACUUUGUCUCGUCGCUGCGAUGUCACGACGCCUCCUUCAAAGGUGAGAUGUGGUGGAACCCGGAGAAGAUGGACACCAACACCUGCUGCUACCUGGGACUCGUCUGCCGCCUCUUCAGCGUCGCCAUCAGCGGCGCCGGAGACGGGCCGGCAGCGAGCAGCUUCAGAGAGCUGAUGAAACUCCUCGUGCAGGUCCACCUCGGCGAGCCUGUGACGCUCUUCAGGUUCCUGUGCAUGCUGUGGGGAUACGGCAGUAACCAUGGCGACCAGCUGGACGUGAAGGUCGGCGCCGUCCUGCAGACUCGGGCCCUUUACAUGGGCCAGGCCGUGUUGAGCGUCCAGCCUGCCGCCACGCUGCAGGAGCUGGCUUCCACCAACUCGCCUGUCGUCCCGUCCUUGCUGUGCUGUCUCACCUCUCCGGUCCGUGAGGUACGGAGGGCGGCACUCGCUGCUCUGCAGAGCCUAUCGGGAGCCAACGCCUCUCCCUUCCAGCCAAUCACAGAGAAGCUGCUGAAGACGUCGGAGGAGAUCGUGGCUGACUCUGCCUACCUGAGCUCCGCUCUCUCUGUGCUGCACGAGGACAGUUCGUCCCGUGAGGUGAAGGCGUCGAUGCAGCAGCUGCUGCGGAGCGUUCAGACGCCGUGCUGCCCGUCGUACAGCGCCGCCGUGCUGCUGCGGGCGCUGAGCCUAGUCAACGGACAGUCCGUCCUCACCGCACUGCUUCCUGUCCUGGACCGGCUGCUGGAGCAGAGCGGCCCCGACACCCCCGCCCUGCUGCGCUCCGAGGCCCAGCUCGUGCAGCUUGUCCUGGGGAAGUUCAACGACGCGUCAGCCCCCCUGCUGGCCGAGGACCAGAACUGUCUGCACCUGUUCGUCCGGGCCUUGAAGACGUCGACCCAGACGCACCCCGACGUCCGCUGCUCCCAGAUCAUUGCCCUGGAGCAGAUGACCCGGUCGUUCUUCUCGGCGGUGGGAGAUGAGCAGGUCCAGCAGCAGCUGUUGACAGUGAUGUUCGAUGUUCUGCUGGAGAGCAGGAGUCCGCUGGCGUCCAGCAGCGUCAGCAGUGUCUUCAAGGGGAUGGCGGUGGACGCUCAGCUGGUGGCCAAUGAGCUGUCCCCACCACAGAGACCCAGAGUCAGUGUGACGGUGCAGCAGACUCGCAGGAGUAAAACGACUCAGAGGAAACCUGCAGAGGGCGAGCCGUGUCCAGAGGGGGGCGCUGUGCCGUGGCAGAGGGUCACACUGAUCCUGGAGCUGCUGCAGCACAAGAAGAAGCUGAAGCGAGCUCAGGCGCUGGUACCCGUCCUGUUCUCGCUGCUCUCCAGGAGUCUGGAGCCGUGUGCAGGAGAACACGCCAACAUGGAAUACACCAAGCAGCUGCUGCUCAGCUGUCUACUCAACGUCUGCAACAGGCUGACGGCCGAGGGCGGAGCCAAGGGAUCCGACGUCCUGGACGAGGAGAAGUUCAGUGUGGAGCUGGUGGUUCAGGUCAUCCGAGCGUCCGACACGCCUCAGACUCACCACCACGCCCUGCUGCUGCUCGGCGCCGUCGCCUCCAUCUUCCCUGACAAAGUCCUGCACAACAUCAUGCCCAUCUUCACCUUCAUGGGCGCAAACAUCCUGCGUCUGGACGACGCCUACAGCUUCAGGGUCAUCGACAAGACUGUUCAGAUGGUGAUCCCUGCGCUGCUCCAGGCCCACCAGCUCCCCGACGGCGAGUCGUCAGCUUGUGUGCUCGCCGUGGUGACGAGGAUCAUGCACGUGUUUGCCGACGCGCUGCCUCACGUGCCGGACCACCGGCGGCUGCCCGUCCUCACUCAGCUGGUGACCACGCUUGGCCCCGCCCGCUUCCUCUGGGUCCUAAUGCUCCUCCUGUUCAAGCUGCAUGCCGAACAGACCGCCAGUUCUGUGAGCGACAAGGAGGCGUGUGUGGACGUGGACUUCUGGAUCUCUGUGUGUUGUCAGUUUGACGUCAGCGAUCAGCUCGUCUCGCUCGUCCACAUCCUGAACUUCCUGCAGCAGCUGCCACAUGACAAACUGUCCGCUCCGGUGAAGAGGGCGUCGAGGACGAAGCAGCAGCAGGAGGAAGACGAGGAGGAGCUGAUUUUCAGUGUGGAAACUCACAGCAGCAAAGAGCUGCGACACUUCAAGUUCCUGUGCGUCUCCUUCAUGGCUCAGCUGCUCGGCUCUGCCCACUUCAUCAGCAAGGUCGCCGAUGGCGGCGGCGACGACGACGAUGAGUCUCUCCAGCGGCUGCAGCAGAGGCUGCUGGAGGAGAACCUGCGUUACAUCCACAGCGUCGCUCGCUGUGUGGAGGAGAACGCUGACAAGCCCACCGCCAAGUUCUGGAGAGUUCUGCUCAACAAGUCCUACGACGUCCUGGACAAGGUCAACGCUUUGUUGCCCACGGAUACCUUCAUCACGGUGAUGAGGGGGCUGAUGGGAAACCAGCUGGCGUCCGUCAGGAGGAAAGCGAUGGAGCUGCUGAACAACAAGCUGCAGCACCGGACGCAGUGGGAGGAGCCACAGGUCACCAUGUUCCUUCAGCUGACUGGAGACCUGCUGAGCAUCGUGGGUAAAGGUCACAUGGUGAUGCAGGAGGAAGAGGCAGAUCACGCCAUCAACCGGCAGACAGCGCUCUACAGCCUCAAACUGCUCUGUCGCACUUUUGGCUCCGACCACCAGGAGGCGUUCAUCCCCGUCCUGCAGCAGACGGUGGAGAUCGUCGCCUCCGCAGAGGAAGAGAAGAACGUGACGGGCAGUGCUCUGCUCUGCGUUGCCGAGGUGGUCAGCACGCUCAAGGCCCUAGCCAUCCCGCAGUUACCCCGGCUGAUGCCGGCGGUGCUGCUCACACUGACAGACAGGAAGGAGCUGCUUACCAAUGAGAUAUAUCUGCUGAGCGCCGUCACCGCCCUGCAGAGAGUCACAGAGACGCUGCCACACUUCAUCAGCCCGUACCUGCAGGACGUCACACUGCAGGUGUGUCGUCUGACUCGGCUGGUGGAGUCUUCCUCCUCUUCCUCCUCCUCCUCUUCUUCAGCUCAGCUAGCUCUGCGUCUGGCCGCCCUCAGGAGCUCCCUCGCCACCCAGCUGCCCCCCAGGGUCCUGCUGCCCACCAUCUCCAAGUGCUACAGCAACAUGGUCGUCGAUAAGAAGGCGCAGCUGGUGGCGCUGAUGAGCAUCCUGAAGGAACACAUCACCCACAUGGAGAAAGAUCAGCUGAGCUCCCACCAAUCAGAGCUCAGCACCUUCUUCCUCUGCUCCCUCGACUACCGUUCCAAACACUGUCAGGGCGACCUGGAGAAGACCUCGCAGGUCGAGGGCUGCGUGAUCGACUGUCUGAUCGCCAUGGUGAUGAAACUGUCCGAGGUCACGUUCAGACCGCUCUUCUUCAAGCUCUUUGACUGGAGUAAAUCCGACAGUAACGAGCGUCUGUUGACUUUCUACCGACUGUGCGACUCUGUUGCCGAGCGACUCAAAGGACUGUUCGUCCUGUUCGCAGGAAACCUGGUGAAACCCAUUUCUGAUCUGCUGCGACGAACCAACAGCUGCAGGACCGACGAGCCGCUGUUUGGCGGCUGCGGUGGCGAGGAGAAGAUCGCUCUGCUGCUUCACUGCGUCCUUGACUGUCUGCAGAAGAUCUUCCUUUACGACACGCAGCGUUUCCUCAGUAGAGAGCGAGCUGACGCCCUGAUGAGUCCGCUGGUCGACCAGUUGGAGAACACCUGGGGGGCGGAGCCGUUGUACCAGCAGACAGUGACCCAGCACCUGGUUCCUUGUGUGGCUCAGUUCUCUGUGGCUCUGAACGACGAUGCUCAGUGGAAAACUCUCAACUACCAGAUUCUGAUGAAGACGAGACACAGCGAUGCCAAGGUGCGUUUCUCUUCUCUGCUGAUGCUGCUGGAGUUGGCGUCGAAGUUGAAGGAAAACUACGUGGUGCUGCUUCCAGAGACAAUCCCCUUCCUGGCUGAACUGAUGGAGGACGAGUGUGAGGAGGUGGAGCAGCAGGUUCAGAAGGUCGUUCAGGCGAUGGAGAACAUCCUGGGAGAACCACUGCAGAGCUACUUCUAACACACAUGCGCGCGCGCACACACACACACACACACACACUGAGGCGACUCCUCUGACAUCUUUGAGUUUGUUUGUUUUGAUUUUGUUCUGAAAUAAAUCUGAUGUUUCUGUAACUUCC